CCGAUAAAAACGCGUUUUCUCUCUCUACUUUCUCUCUCCGCCGACGCGUUCCGAUCGUUGUUUAUAAAAAUCGGGGUCUACUAGUCUUCGCUCUUCAUCGCCUUCACAUUUUUCUUCCGUCUCCCUCUCUCUAGAACGCAGAACUCAGGGAAAAUUAUCUUCUUCCUCCUAAAUCUCUGCAGUGUUUUUUCGGACGGAAUUUGGAGGAACGGCUGUGGGAGACCCACAAGUUGUGAUCUUUAGUUUGGUGGUGGUGUGUUUUGAGUGAGUGAUCGUUGUUGGAUUGGAAGGUUCGAGUUGAUCAGAGCUUGUACGAGUCGCGUGAAGGUCGAUCGAUCGACGUGUUCGCUUUUGGGGAAGAGUUUGGAGAAUUUCAAGGGUUUUCUGAAUCUUAUCGGCGAAGAUUUGCCGGCGAAUUCGUUCUCGGGCUCUUUUGGAAAGAGAAUUCGAGUAAAAAACCAGUUUUUUGAGGCUUAUUUGGAGUGUAAAACUUCGCACGUUUGAAAAGCCGACUUUUUCUUUUUGUUCGUUGCUUGGUCGAAUCGGAGGAGAUCAGACUCAGAAGAUGGACAGCCAGCAAUCAUUCUGGCAAUUCAGCGACAAGCUGCGCCUGGACCUGCCCGGGAACAGCGCCGGAGGGCCGGAUGAUUUCUUAAACAACAGAUGGGCGUUCAAUUCGAGUUCCCACAUCAACAGCUUCUCCAAUCUCUCCAUCGGAGACAGCAUCUGGUCGAGAUCGGACGAUCGGGUGAACGGGAACUGGCUGAACGAUCGGGUGAACGAGAACUGGACGAACGAUCGGGUGAACGAGAAACGGAUGAACGAUCGGGUGAACGAGAAGAGGACAAAUGAGAAGAUGGAGAGUUGGAGGAACCCGGACGGAAAGGGGAAGGCUAAGCAGAAGGGCAACUCAGAGAUGAACGCCUUCAAUGACGGGUGGAAAUUCGGAGGAUCGAAGGCGGCCAUGGGCAAGAGCUCUGUCAACGGCAGGGUGGCAGAGAACCCGAAGGUGAACAAGUACAAUCAUAACGGAAGCAGUGGCAAGCCAAACAACAACAGCAACAAUAAUGGCGUUGGUGCGAAGCAUGGGAAAGGGAAUAAUGGCGGCAACGCGACUGCCGUUGACAAGAGGUUCAAGACCCUCCCUCCCUCCGAGUCUCUGCCGCGGGGCGAGCAGCUUGGAGGGUACAUCUUCGUCUGCAACAACGACACCAUGGAGGACGAUCUUCGUCGGCAACUAUUUGGUUUGCCGCAAAGAUACCGUGACUCUGUCAGAGCCAUAACUCCGGGACUGCCUCUGUUCUUGUACAAUUAUUCAACCCAUCAGCUGCAUGGCAUAUUCGAGGCUGCCAGCUUUGGGGGUACCAACAUCGAUCCCAUGGCUUGGGAGGAUAAGAAAUGUCCCGGAGAGUCGCGGUUCCCUGCACAGGUGAAAGUUGUUACUAGGAAGGUAUGCCCACCGCUAGAGGAAGAUUCUUUCAGGCCUGUACUUCAUCACUAUGAUGGUCCCAAAUUCCGUCUUCAGCUCAGCAUACCAGAGGCUCUCGCGCUCCUGGACAUCUUUGAGGAGAAGAGCAAUGCUUGAGAGUCUGAGACUCGAAAGCGGUCUUUAAAAUACAGUACUAUACGUCGGUUUUGCCAAUAAUACAGUAGGAGAAAAGGUUUGAUCCUCCAGUUGACAUGGAGACACGGAAACUCAGCACCAAGAGUCCAGUAUGGCGCGUACCAAACUGGAUAUGUAUUAGUAAGUUGAAAACACAAUGUAGGAGAAAAAAAACAUGUAUUUAUGAUAAACUUUGGUACUUGUACUCUUAUGGGUAAUGUUUUAUCCAUUCAGAGUUGCAUAUGAAGUGCUCCCAGGUACUAAUACUCUUAUGGGCAAUGUUAUAUCGGAUCUGACUCA
Molecule: messenger RNA, 1903 nt
Organism: Nymphaea colorata (pocket water lily)
Lineage: Eukaryota; Viridiplantae; Streptophyta; Magnoliopsida; Nymphaeales; Nymphaeaceae
Product: B2 protein
Exons: 5
Coding region: 566-1585 (339 amino acids)
Biological process (GO): response to endoplasmic reticulum stress
Source: RefSeq, a predicted model, not a curated record